GCUGACGCUAAGGAAGUUGUGAAGGUGUUUCAAACGCCAAACGUCCGCGCAGUUCAGAAUCAGCCACCUAACCGCUUGGUGUUGCAAUUGUCAAGUGCUCACGAAGAGGACAAAAUCAAAUUCAGUUGCCUGCAAUGCAAUUAAUUAUAUUUCAAGCAGUCUUUCUGGUAAUCUGCUGGUCUCAAGUGGUCAGCAGUCAUGUGUUUGGCUACUCGGAGCCCAACCAGCGUCGCUGGGCGCGUCAUCAUGGCCACUGUGCCGGCAAGACGCAGUCGCCGAUUGCCAUCACCUCCAGCCAUACAAUACCCGUACAUAUGCCGGCUGUGGACAUGAUUGGGUAUCACAAUCUGUUGCCAUAUCCGUUGAAACUGAUAAACAAUGGUCACACCGUCACCAUUGGCAUACCCAAAGGAAAUCUGAGCGAAGAGACGGACGAGUUUGUGCCUUAUGUGAGGGGUGCCAAGCUGCCAGGAGAGUUUGAGGUGGAGGGAUUGCAUUUCCACUGGGGCGACAAGAACAAUCGGGGCUCGGAGCAUGUUAUCAAUGACAUACGCUACACAAUGGAAAUGCACAUUGUGCAUCGCAACAAGAAGUAUGCCACCCUGGGAGAGGCACUCAACCACCCAGAUGGUGCUGCAGUCCUCGGAUUCUUUUUCAAUUUGGAUGAGGAUGAGGGCCAGGGCCUGGUAACCAUUAAUCGCCAUUUGCAUUUGAUCGCUGAUGCCAAUAAGGAGGCAGCGCUUAAUGUCACUUUUUCUCUAUCAUCGCUAAUAGCCAAUGUGGAUGUGGACAAGUUCUACACUUACAAGGGCUCGCUUACCACGCCACCCUGCUCGGAGGCAGUCACCUGGAUUCUGUUUCCCGAUCCAAUACCAAUUUCACCCAAACAGAUUUCCCGGUUCCGCCAGCUGACGGAUACACAAGAUGGCGCUUUAGUGGACAAUUUCCGGACCCUGCAGCCAGUUGGCAAUCGACGCAUUUUUGCACGCACUGGACACGUGCGUCACACAUCGAUUGCAGCUUUAAAGCAUGAGAGCGAUUACCUCAAGUACGAUUGGUUCUACUGAGCAGCAGACUGAAAAUUCCGAGGGCUCGGAAUGCUCUGUGCCAUGCUAUAUUAGACUAUGUUUAGCUUUUGCAUUUAUUAUUUAACUGUAACAGUUAGCAGUAAGCUGAUCUUUCUCAAUAAGUAAAUAAUUCUACACUA
Messenger RNA from Drosophila grimshawi, 1207 nucleotides. It is a transcript of the gene CAH9, whose product is annotated as carbonic anhydrase 2. The record is from RefSeq and is a predicted model, not a curated record. The transcript has 7 exons. NCBI's taxonomy places the organism in Eukaryota, Metazoa, Arthropoda, Insecta, Diptera, Drosophilidae. Gene Ontology annotation, molecular function: zinc ion binding; carbonate dehydratase activity. Bases 135 to 1067 code for a protein of 310 amino acids. Gene Ontology annotation, cellular component: cytoplasm.